Molecule: messenger RNA, 3150 nt
Organism: Melanotaenia boesemani (Boeseman's rainbowfish)
Lineage: Eukaryota; Metazoa; Chordata; Actinopteri; Atheriniformes; Melanotaeniidae
Gene: thap12b
Product: THAP domain containing 12b
Exons: 5
Coding region: 235-2469 (744 amino acids)
Source: RefSeq, a predicted model, not a curated record
GGCAGGGCAUCACUUUGCAAAGCGAUCGACUAAAUUUAACCGUUGUGUAUAUUAUUUGGAGUGAGUGUAGAGUCGUCCACGAAAACGUCUAUCAAACACUUUCUUGACGCCAUGAUAGUCGAGUUUUAGUUUUAGCCAUUACAAGCGCGGCCUUUAUUUGAUAAAAGAAACCACCCAAGUCAUCGGAUGAUACCAGCGAGCUGAGUUAGCUAAGCUAGCUACAUAGCCUGAAACAUGCCGAAUUUUUGCGCGGCCCCAAACUGUACACGGAAGAGCACUCAGUCAGAUUUAGCUUUUUUUCGGUUUCCUCGAGACCCAGAGAGAUGCAGAAUCUGGGUGGAGAACUGCCGCAGGGCAGAUCUAGAGGCCAAAACAUCGGAUCAGUUGAAUAAGCAUUACAGGUUAUGUGCCAAACACUUUGAUCCUGCCAUGGUUUGUAAAACUAGUCCCUAUAGGACUGUAUUGAAGGAUACAGCCAUUCCAACCAUAUUUGAUCUCACAAGCCACUUAAGAAAUCCUCACACCAGACAUCGCAAGCGUAUUAAAGAACUUACUGAAGAGGAUAUAAAGAAGAUAAAAGAAAGGAGAUUGGCAUCUUCGACUGCACAACUUGUCUCCAAGAAAGACGAAGAUUGCACAAACACCAAUGAGGAUGAACCUCAGCUGUCAACAGAGGAGAAGGAGUAUCGUGAUCACUUAAAGUCCUUGUUUGAAACUCUACUCAUGUUGGCCAAACAGGGGAUCCCGUUAGUGGCAGACAGAGUGUCUGAAGCUGACUGCAAGUCCAACAAUUUCCAGAACCUCCUCGAUUACUGCAUGAAUGCUGGAGAUGAAGCUCUGAGGAAGCGGUUUGAGGCGACAGCUGUGAACACAGAAUACCUUUCUGCAACCCAGCAAAGCCAGCUGCUGGACGUUUGUGAGAACACAGUGAGAGAGGAGAUGCUCAUGGAGGUUCGAGAGAGUCGUUUCUUCUCACUGGUGACAGGCGACCUUGUUGAAUUUGCCAAUGAGAAACACCUACCUCUUUUUUUACGCUUUGUGAAUCAGCAGAAUAUUCUCAGAGAGGAGUUUUUGGACUUUAUCCCAUUUGGAGAUGGGGAUGAGUCCGCACUGGUGGAGAGGCUUGAAGCCCAGCUGACCGAACGCUGGGGGCUCAGCAUGGAAGACUGUCGCGGUCAGGCCCACAAGGCCACCGGGAGUUCCACCACCAAGAUGAAAGCUGUGGCUGUACUUCUCAUGGAGAAGUAUCCUCUUGCAUUGCACAUGCCUUGCUCUCAUAUGGUGUUGAACAUCCACCUGGCCAACAACCUACCUUUUCCCAAUGUCCAGGUUGUCAUGGAAACUCUGAGGAGGAUUGGUGCUUUCUUUAAAAUCCCGUUAACUCAGGCUGAAUUAGAGAAAGCCAUCUCAAUUCACUAUCAGAAGAAUGAGGAGAGAGGAACGGCACUAAAACAAGCUUGUAGGUCAGGUUGGACAGAGCAGCACAACGUCUUUGAUGUGUUGCUGGAUAUAUUACCUGCACUGUUGGUGUGCAUGGACAAUGUUCGGGACAAUGUUGAUGGACAUUUCGCCAGCUCUACCACAGCAAAUGCAUAUUUAAUUGCAGAAAUUCUUGCUGACUUUGAGGUCAUUGUCACCAUAGUCAUCUUAAAGAAUGUCCUUACGUUCACCAGAGCCUUUGGGAAGAAUCUACAAGGGGAAACACUUGAUGUGUUUUCUGCUGCUAACAGUCUGACGGCAGUCCUGCAUUCUCUACAUGAAGUUAAUGAUAACAUUGAUGUUUACCAUGAAUUCUGGUACGAGGAGGCUAUGAGCAUGGCAGCCAUGAUGGAGAUUCCUGUAUCGAUUCCAAGGCUGUUCCUCCGGAAGCAACGAGCAGCUGAAGUGGCUGAAGUCCACGCAGAGCCGUACUUCAAGGAGUAUGUGACCAUACCGGUAAUCCGUGGCAUCAUGCAGGAGGUGGAGGACAUGUUCUCUGACACCAACCUCAAAGCUCUGAAGUGCCUGUCGCUGGUUCCAGCUGUCAUGGGCCAAAUGAAGUUUAACACCACCGAGGAGAACUACGCCGACAUUUACCGUAGCGACCUCCCCAAUCCUGACACGCUUCCCGCCGAGCUUCACUGCUGGAGGAUCAAAUGGAAACAUAGAGGCAAAGAGGUGCGCCUGCCCACCACCAUUCACGAAACGCUGCAGCUUCCAGACGUCAAGUUCUUCCCCAACGUCAACUCCUUCCUGAAGGUGCUUUCCACUCUGCCGGUGCUCAAACCCGAAGACGGCAAAAGUGACACAGCAAGUGAACGUCUGCAGGCUUAUCUUGAUAACAUGCAUGCUCAGCAGUGGAACAAAAGUCUUGCAAUGCUCCACGUUAACACUCAUGUUAAACAUGACCUGGAUGUCAUGGUAGACAAAUACUGCCGACUGUAUCCAGAGGAUGACGCGGAAACAGAAGCUGACGAAACAGCUGAGUAAGAUGUGACAAAAUGAGCUAGCAGUGACCUCAACUUACUGUCUUGGGAAAAAACUGAAUGAAUUUGUUUUACUUAAUUUGUAUUAUACUUGUAAUAAGUUAUUGGAGCUUAAGUUCUUGGGGGAAAAAAAACAAUGUUGAGGCUGUGAUCUUUUUAUUAUUCAAAGUUCUGCAUCAGGAUGUUGAAAUAUGUUUCUCUGUAAAGACACUAUAACCUGUAGAACAGUAUUGUAUUUGUUUUUUACGUCACCCUUUUUGUUCAACUUUGGUAGAUGAGUCUUGUUCCUUGAGUAAAACAUUGGCAUCUUUUCACUGUGUGCUUUUAAAUCAAACCACAUGAUGGAGACAGUUAGCUUGGAUUUAAAAUGCAGCACUUCCACUGGCUGAAGCUAGAAGAGAACAAGAGAGAGAGGGAUUACUUCCAUGUCAACACCAUCUAUGAAUAAAUUCCUCAAGAAUUACUGCUAUUUUUACAUUAGUUGUCUAAACAUCAAGUGUCAUGACAUCAUCGGAAAGGAAAAUGCCAUUGACUUUGUUGUGUACAUUAUUGUUAAAAUUUGGAUUUAAUGUAGAUGUAGCUGAUAGUUUUGUACUUUACUGUUAUUAAUGAUGCCACCUAGAUUUUAAAUUUUGCUUCCAGUUUCAAUUAAACGCUUUGUAAAGAACUAAAAUAAAUAAGUACA